Molecule: messenger RNA, 1473 nt
Organism: Daphnia magna
Lineage: Eukaryota; Metazoa; Arthropoda; Branchiopoda; Diplostraca; Daphniidae
Product: mRNA-capping enzyme
Exons: 7
Coding region: 207-1307 (366 amino acids)
Biological process (GO): 7-methylguanosine mRNA capping
Molecular function (GO): ATP binding; mRNA guanylyltransferase activity
Source: RefSeq, a predicted model, not a curated record
GGGGCCUUUAUCGUUUCCAUUUCGAUGCGAACACGCGAAAUAUUCAGUCAAAUUUCUAACUCCGACCGAGUAAGUUUUAUUUGAUAACCAUCUGGCGAAUACCGGGAACUGCAAAUCAGCCGCGUCUUAAAACUAGCCACGAAUUUGCGAAACAUUUAAAAUUGGAACGAACACGGCCAAAGGGAAAAUACAGUCAAACAAAUAAUAUGCGUAACCAGGGAAAUUCGAGAAUCUAUCUUCCUCAAAAGUCACGGCCUGAUAGUGUAUUUACACGGAUCGAACCGAAUACGAAAUUUUUAGACGGGCAUGACGUGGAAGGCGUCCAUCUGUUGACAGAUUUCGACCAAGUGCGAGAGCUCCAGGUGCGUUUAGGUCGCUUUUCUAAAGGACCCGAAGACUUUUUCCCAGUAAAUUGGCCCGUCUCACUAACGACGGAAAACAUUGACAAGCUCAAGUCCGGCCCGUAUGUCGUGGCUCCUAAACCGAGCGGAACGCGUUUCCUUUUUUACGUCGAUUCUGACGGCGGAAUGUUUUUGGAAAACAUGACACAGCACAUCUUCCGCGUAGAUGAAGGUCAUGCCGUCAAGAUGGUAUCAUCCGAUGGUCGACCCGUCACUGACACUCUCCUGGACGGCGUUUUGUGUAAAGAGAAACUUAAUCAUGAUGACAACUGCAAUGGCGGAGAGGAGAAUCCGAAGAAGUUGACCUUUGUAAUUCGGGAUGCAAUCCGGUGCAAUGGAGAGGAUCUAAAAGACAGGAACAUUGUCGAACGUAUUAAUUUCGUAAAGGAAAAGAUCAUUAAUCAACGAGAGGGGUCUGCCCAAAAUGAGGUGUUCACCCUAGAUAUAGUUGAAUACCUGGAAGCUAAUGAAGCCAAGAGUUAUUUGUGCCCUGAAUUCGAAGAGAGCUACAAGUAUCCAAUUCGCUCGUUCGUCUUUUUCCCACUGAAGAAUUACUCCUGUUAUACUGACUACGACGUCUUGCAAUGGGCGGAAAACGACGAUCAACAAUGCAGUUUUCGUCUGAUGAUUCCAAAAGGGAUUCAAGAGCCGAAAGAAGCCGAGCUAUUUAUGUUUGGCCGUAGCUGUGCAGAAAUUAAAUGGGAUGAAACAAUUCCGCUCACGGAUGAGAUUCGAAACCUAGACGGCUGCAUUGUAGAUUGUCGCUAUGUAGAUCAACGUUGGAUGUUUGUCAAACAACGUUUCGACCGAAACAUUCCUAAUGGAAAGAGGGCAUUAGAAGGAAAACUACAUGCCUUAAAACACCCAGUAUCGCGCGAUUUACUCUUGGCAACUUUGGAAAACUAGGCGCGAUUUCAUUGAAAUGAUCACAGAAAUAAUGUUUAAUUAAUCAUUCAAUAAGGGAUUAGAUGAAAUUAGUCAGGAAAUCUGUUGGAUUUGUAACCCAGAAUACGAGUAGUAUUUUUUAAGGGUCUUUUAAGCAAACCCAGAAUACAUUUUUCAACUGUUCACA